UUGACAAGCACACUAUUUAUCUCGGUCUCUUACAGAUUUUGUGACUAUUUCUAAUUUAAUACUUGUGUUUGUUUUGUUAAGUGGUGCAAAAUUGGCAGACCAAAAUGUUGAAGCGCCUACGCAAUCAACUUAGGAAGGCGGCUCUCAGCUUCGUGGCCAGCCGAGGACGCGAAAACCUAUUUUACCCUGCGUCCUGGUUAAAGGAAGGCCGGGAGGAGGCCAUCCAGCUCCAAGCGGAACUUCAUCGGCAGACGCGAGACCGUCUGGCGGAACGGAAUCGUGAGCCAUGGUUCGAGGUCUAUAAGCGGCACAGUGGCCGGCAGCUGAUCAGCAGCAAUCGGCGGAGAUCGCCACGCGAACGAGUGCAGCCGCUGCAGAAGAACACAGCAUCAGUUCCCUCUUCUAGCCCUCCCAUCUCACCGGCGCCCGUUGCCUCGCCCAUCGAACAGUGGCGCCAGCAGCAACAUCUUUAUCAGCAGCGCCAGCAAAAGCAGGAGCUGCCCAAGGUUAGCCAACAUCAAACGCAAAAACCAACAGCGCCGGCCACCGAAAAGCGCACUGCCAAUCAGACCUUGGUCAUGCACCCGCUGCAGAGGGCAAGGGUCAUCUCGGCGCUGACCAAAAGGGAACAGCAUCGCUACCGACAGCGCAGGCUGCUCUUGGACGAGCUUGACGUCUAGUGGUUCUACUCAGCCCAAAACUACCUGCUAGGCACCACCCACUAAAAGACACUCCAAAUUAUUAGAGGGAUGUGAAAACCAAAUUCAUCGAGUGACUAGCAAAGAAUCACAGCAAUUGCAAGAUUAUCUUUGGGAAAUGACGUUAGGGGAUCAUUCCCCUCCCUACGGAUUUCAAGACUAUAUGUUCCAUCAGAGGUUGGCCAACUAGAGCAAAUUUCUUGGCUUUAAGAUGCUUACUGACUGUUAACUUACUGACUGACUUCAUUCGGAAUAUGUCUUUAUGUCAACUGAAUGUAAAACGAGUCACGCACAAAAAUAUAUAUAGAAAUCGAUAGCUCGUAAAAAUCAGCAUUGGA
Messenger RNA from Drosophila eugracilis, 1036 nucleotides. RefSeq lists its product as uncharacterized. NCBI's taxonomy places the organism in Eukaryota, Metazoa, Arthropoda, Insecta, Diptera, Drosophilidae. The transcript is spliced from 2 exons. Bases 105 to 680 code for a protein of 191 amino acids. The record is from RefSeq and is a predicted model, not a curated record.